Molecule: messenger RNA, 1567 nt
Organism: Sycon ciliatum
Lineage: Eukaryota; Metazoa; Porifera; Calcarea; Leucosolenida; Sycettidae
Product: splicing factor 3A subunit 2-like
Exons: 8
Coding region: 104-898 (264 amino acids)
Biological process (GO): spliceosomal complex assembly
Cellular component (GO): catalytic step 2 spliceosome; U2 snRNP; U2-type prespliceosome
Molecular function (GO): zinc ion binding; nucleic acid binding
Source: RefSeq, a predicted model, not a curated record
UGUACAAGCGACGCGCAUGGGAUCCCGGGGAAUUGGCUCUCUUGCACAGCUUGACGAAUAUUGUUGUCAUUGAGAAUUUUAUUGGUACUACUGGUUCUGCACGAUGGAUUUCCAAAACCGUGCCGGUGGCAAGACUGGCUCUGGUGGUGUGGCAUCAUGGUCAGAAACGAACAGAGACAGGCGGGAGCGCCUCAGGCAGCUAGCCUUGGACACAAUUGACUUGAAUAAGGAUCCUUACUUUAUGAAGAAUCAUUUAGGCUCGUAUGAAUGCAAGCUCUGUCUGACUCUACACACAAAUGAGGGAAGUUACUUGGCACAUACACAAGGAAAGAAACAUCAAGCUAACCUUGCACGCCGUGCUGCGAAAGACGCCAAGGAUGCUCCGACUCAGCCUGCACCAGAAAAGCCUAGAGUCAACAUAAAGAAAUUUGUAAAAAUUGGCCGGCCCGGAUACCAAGUCACAAAACAAAUGGACGCCGACACAAAGCAGCACAGUUUACUAUUUCAAGUCGACUAUCCAGAAAUUGGUGAGGGUGUACUGCCCCGGCAUCGUUUCAUGUCAGCGUAUGAACAGCAUAUAGAGCCACCGGACAAGGCAUGGCAGUACCUUCUCUUUGCUGCCGAGCCGUAUGAGACCAUCUCAUUCAAGGUGCCGAGUCGCGAGAUUGAUAAGUCAGAGAGCAAAUUCUGGACCGAAUGGAAUAGAGAAACAAAACAGUUUUUCCUACAAUGCCACUUCAAGAUGCCAGCACAGUCCGUACAGCACGGUGCUGGUGCUGGUGGUCCUCCUCCGUCACUACUAGUACCCCCACCACCUAUGCAGCAGCAGCAGCAGCAGCAACGACAGCAGCAGCAGCGACUCCCGCCACAGCAGCAGCAGCAGCAACUCCGCGCGUAAACUGUAAAGCUGUCACCGUUGCCGUUGCUGUUGCUGGCCUCUUGAUGGUUCAGCGUGUGCUGUGCUCUGCUGUGCUGUGCUCUGCUGUGCUGUGCUCUGCGUGCACUGCGCCAAGCUGUUUGGUCCGCAGCUGCCUGCCGUCUAGCCCUCCCACCCUACCUCCGUGGAGGCUCUCUCUCUCUCUCUCUCUCUCUCUCUCUCUCUCCUGGUGGUGAUCCUGUUCGAACAUAUGCUCCUCUCUCUCUCUCUCUCUCUCUCUCUCUCUCUCUCUCUCUCUCUCUCUCUCUCUCUCUCUCUCUCUCUCUCUCUCUCGCUCUCGCUCUCUCUCUCGCUCGCUCUUUCAUGUUGUGACCAUUGUUCUUGCUGUUGUUGUUUUUUUAAUUAUUAUUAUUAUUGUGUCCAAUGAAGACUUGUUCCACAACUGUCAAACACGGAUAAUCUGUAGUGCCAAGAAUGGUGUAUACCCUAAGCCGCUCAGUGCAGCACGUGAGUUUCUCAAAAUGGUCAUAUCGGACUAAAAUGCCAAUCAAAAUCAGGGGAAACGAUGAAAAGGGAAAUUAGAAGACUGUCUAAAAGGCGAAGUAUGUACACUGAUUCGUUCAAAGUGUGUGCCAAUUUCUAUACACGUUGGCGCUAUGUACAAGUAGAACUUAGCAAAACAAAAAUACA